Molecule: messenger RNA, 1578 nt
Organism: Polyodon spathula (Mississippi paddlefish)
Lineage: Eukaryota; Metazoa; Chordata; Actinopteri; Acipenseriformes; Polyodontidae
Gene: eef1g
Product: eukaryotic translation elongation factor 1 gamma
Exons: 10
Coding region: 77-1381 (434 amino acids)
Biological process (GO): translational elongation
Cellular component (GO): cytoplasm; nucleus
Molecular function (GO): translation elongation factor activity
Source: RefSeq, a predicted model, not a curated record
GCCCCGCCCCUCGCCCCGCCCCCCCCUCCUCUCUUCACGCAGCGCGGCUCCUCCCUCUCUCUCUUGUUUCUCGAUCAUGGCGGCCGGGACUCUCUACACCUAUCCUGAGAACUGGAGGGCUUUCAAAGCCCUAAUCGCAGCCCAGUACAGUGGAGCCAAGGUCCAGGUGGCCUCAUCCCCACCCCUCUUCCACUUCGGACAGACCAACAAGACCCCGGACUUCCUCAAGAAAUUCCCCCUGGGGAAGGUCCCAGCCUUUCAGGGAGACGAUGGUUUCUGUCUGUUUGAAAGCAACGCCAUAGCUCACUACUUGGGCUCGGACGCGCUGCGUGGCUCCUCGAAGGAAGCCGCUGCUCAGGUCCUGCAGUGGAUGAGUUUUGCCGACAGCGAGAUCGUUCCUCCAGCCAGUGCCUGGGUCUUCCCUACCCUGGGCAUCAUGCAGUACAACAAGCAGGCGACGGAGCUUGCGAAGGAGGAGGUGCGCAGGCUGCUGGAGCUGCUGAAUGAGCACCUGAAGAGCAGGACCUUCCUGGUGGGAGAGCGAGUGAGCCUGGCUGACAUCAGCGUGGCCUGUGCCCUGCUCUGGCUGUACAAGCAGGUCCUGGAGCCUUCUUUCAGACAGCCCUUCCCCAACACAAACCGCUGGUUCAGCACCUGCAUCAACCAGCCGCAGUUCAGAGCUGUGCUAGGGGAGGUGCGGCUGUGUGAGAAGAUGGCUCAGUUCGAUGCCAAGAAGUUCAGCGAGAUGCAGCCCAAGAAGGAGGGAGCCCCGAAGAAAGAGAAGGCAAGCAAGGAGGCCAAACCCCAGCCCGAGAAGAGAGAGAAGAAAGCGAGUGCUGCAGAGGAGGAGGAGCUGGACGACUGCGAGGCGGCGCUGGCCUCCGAACCCAAAUCCAAGGACCCCUUCGCUCACCUGCCCAAGAGUCCCUUCGUGCUGGACGAGUUCAAGAGGAAGUACUCCAAUGAAGACACUCUGAAAGUAGCACUGCCGCACUUCUGGGAGCAUUUUGACAGGGAGGGCUAUUCCAUCUGGUACGGGGAGUACAAAUACCCUGAGGACCUGACCCUCACAUUCAUGAGCUGCAACCUCAUCGCAGGAAUGUUCCAGCGCUUGGAGAAGUUGCGUAAGAAUGCCUUUGGCAGCGUGAUUCUUUUUGGAGAAAACAACAACGGCAGCAUCUCUGGCAUCUGGGUGUUCAGAGGACAGGACCUGGCCUUCACUCUGUCUCCGGACUGGCAGAUUGACUACGAGUCCUACACCUGGAGGAAGCUGGCUGUGGACAGUGAGGAGUGCAAGACCAUGGUGAAGGAGUACUUCGCCUGGGAGGGAGACUUCGCACACGUGGGCAAGCCCUUCUGCCAGGGCAAGAUCUUCAAGUGAGGAGCCGGAGAGCACAGAGAACUGGAGGCAUCCAAGCAAGCAGCUGAGCUCCACACGCUGCCCCCGCAGCACAGUAACCACGACUCGCGCUCCACUCCGCCGCCUCCGGGGGGCGCCGCGCUCUGUUUGUUUGUCUUUUUUUAAAGCAGUGGUGGUGUUUAGCAAUUCAAAAAAAAAAAAAAAAAACUUCAAACUGA